GCAGCUCUAUUCUAAACAAUGCGAAUUAUAUCGAGUACUGCAAUCACUCGACAAGAGUAUGCAAAUAAUUUCAGAUACCGAGUUACUUUGCUGCAUUUGUAAUAUUAUCAGUUAGCCAGCCAGUUUAGCGUCAUGAUUUAGAGCUGGUUGUUAGAUGUGAUAUGCGUGUACGGGGUCAGGCGCCCCUCGAUUCGGUAUAAAGCAUGCACACCCUACUGAAUGUAAUUACAAUUCUUGGAGCUGUUUAACAGUACUUCCGCGCUCACGAUACCAUGUGCAAGAUAAAACAAGAAAAACUGGGCCAGAAGUGAGGGCAACGGCGUCUUAUCGUGAUACUCUCAGGAUUUAAGAAGGAGUCUCCUGCACCUCGCAACAUAAGUAAUUAAUUAUAGCACGAUCAUUGUUGACGGGGCUUACACACCAGAAAUUCGUAUGAGGUUUGCGACUUCGAAGAUGCUACCGUGUUUACCGUGGAGACGAAUCGUCAUCCUUGUUGCACUGUGGCGAGCAGCGUACUCGGAACGAUGGGAGAGCGGUUUGCGGAAGAGAUACGACGGCUACGGAGAAGACUGGAUGUUCAUGCCGGACGGUAACGGGCAGCCUCAAGUAGCGGUACUGAAGGUCCAAGACAGCGAGACGAGAGGCAUAUUGGACGGCUCGGAGAUAGUCUACAUGAUUUACACCCGAUCCGGCCCGAAAGAAGGCACGCGAAUGACCCUAAAUGACACCGUGAAUCUCGCCAGUUCUGACUUCAAGCCAUCACGCAAGACGAAGUUCAUAACGCACGGCUGGAAGUCGAGCGCCACGAGCGCCGGUCCUGUGAAGUUGAAAGAAGCUUUUCUCACUCACGGCGACUACAAUGUUAUCAUCGUGGACUGGGAACCGUUGGCCGCGAGUACCUUCUACCUAGGUCCGAUGCACAACACCGUGAGAGUCGGAGCCGACGCCGCUAACUUUAUCGACUUCUUGGUGAAGGAGACCGGGUUGAAGACGAAAGACGUUCAUUUUAUCGGUCAUUCCCUCGGGGCGCAUGUCGCCGGGAACGCUGGCAGUGCGACGACUUCCGGAAAGUUGAGCCGGGUGACGGGUUUAGAUCCAGCGUUACCGGGAUUCCAUGUGUUCGCCUCCGAAAAAACUCGACUAGAUCCUACCGACGCAGUAUUCGUUGACGUCAUACACUCUUGCGGGGGUGUAUUGGGCUUUCUUCAACCGUUGGGGAAAAUUGACUUCUAUCCGAACGCUGGUACAGCGAUUCAGCCGGGAUGUUGCUGCGUUCCCGAAAUGAUGGAGGCCUGCAGCCACGGACGAUCGUACGUCUAUUUCACGGAGAGCAUCAAUUCGAAGACGGGAUUGUCGGCUACGAAAUGCGACAGCUGGGACUCAUACAUGAGCGGCAAAUGCGCCGAUUCACAAGUGGUGCUUAUGGGAGAGCACGUUGAUCAAACGGCCAGUGGCUUAUUCUUCCUGAGAACUAGGUCAAGUGCACCGUACGCAUACACAUCGGAAAUUGUCGACAAUAAAAUUUGAAUAACAGUUCUCCUGCCGAAUAUCAAGUCAUGCGCCCGCGUGUGACGUAAGCUGUUCGUGGUAACUCGCGAUUCCCUGUCAAUCAAUUUGUCAACCGCAGAAAAAACGGCGAAUAUAAAAUGUCUGACUUUAAUAAAUAGUAAUUACAUUAUUUUACAUAUGACUGAGGCAUAAUAAAUGUAGCGACAGAAAGGA
Molecule: messenger RNA, 1722 nt
Organism: Odontomachus brunneus
Lineage: Eukaryota; Metazoa; Arthropoda; Insecta; Hymenoptera; Formicidae
Product: pancreatic triacylglycerol lipase
Exons: 5
Coding region: 433-1527 (364 amino acids)
Biological process (GO): lipid metabolic process
Molecular function (GO): lipase activity
Source: RefSeq, a predicted model, not a curated record